Medioppia subpectinata is the source of this 927-nucleotide messenger RNA. NCBI's taxonomy places the organism in Eukaryota, Metazoa, Arthropoda, Arachnida, Sarcoptiformes, Oppiidae. The record is from the annotation of a GenBank genome assembly.
UGAAUGUGUGACGGAAUCUAUUCAAUCUGUGUUCAAAUAUCUGCAAGUUUUAGAUAUACUUUAUUGUGUUUUAUAUUGUAAAUAUUCAAUUGAAUCAAAACAUCACUUUAAAUCAUCUCAAUAGGGAGUCCAGACAUUUAAACUUGUAUUCAACAUAUCAUGAAUGACAACGAAAUCAACUGUUUCUGCGUUGAAGUUAACGGUUGGACCGUUUGGGCCGAAAAGUUUGGUUCGGGACCCAAAACCGUGCUAUUAAUACCCGGAGCUAUUGGGACCGGAAGGACAGACUUUUUGGAAGUAUUGGAAGGAGAGGACGAACUUAAUUAUGAUAAAUUUACAUUGAUCGCUGUGGAGCUGCCCGGUUGGGGCCGAUCCCGACCUCCCGUUAGAAAGUAUGGCACCGGUGUCUAUGAUAAUGACGCGGAAUGUCUUCAUCAACUUAUGCAGGAAUUAAAUUACAAUAAAUACUCAAUAAUCGGUUUGUCUGACGGCGCGAAUGUAGCGCUUCGUAUGGCAACUAAAUAUCAACAAUCGGUUGAGUCCUUAAUAUUGGUUUCCGUUUAUACUUUUAUGGGAAACGAAAGUCUGAAAGCAUUGACUUCUUCUCAAAGCGUCGACAACUGGAAUAAAGACAAACUCCAGUCAUAUCUCCAAAGCUAUGAUAACAAGGAUGUAAUCCAACAGUUGUGGACUAAAUAUAUAAAGUUUAUUGAAUACUUUAACCAAUACUUUCCGGACAACAAAAACAACUACAAGUCAAUUAAAUGUAAAGUUCUUCUUAUGUACGGCGAAAAGGGUGAACACAAUUGUCACCAAAAGUUUUCAUCCAUUUUCAAGGAUGUGGUCGAAGACUAUCUGUUGGAACAGUUCCACGAAAAGGAAGGCGACGAAGAGAGGAGGGGAGCUAUCAAAGCAUUUAUGAAAUAG